AUGGCCAACUCCUCACCACCACGACCGCGCACGGCCAGGGCCUCUCCUGCGCCGUCGUGGCGCCAGUCUGCGUACCCCAUGUCCGACCCGCCCGAGAUCUCCGACUUCCUGCUCGAGUCGCGCAACUCGCCCGAGGCGCAUCGCCGCAACUACGCCGAGGCCCAGCGAGAACAUGACCGCGUGCUUAAGGCGGCGUUGCAUGUGUUCGAUCUGCACCAGCUGGCAGUGGCCCAGCGUGAGAUCGAGGAUGAGGAGCGGCGGCGGAGGCAGCGCGUCGCCGAAGAGGCCAAGCGUAUCGAGAAGGAACGCCAGGCGAAAAUCAAGCAGCUGGAGGACGAGGCGCGACUUGCUGCACAAAAGGCGGCCCCCAUACCGAAACCCGUGAUCGCAGCACCGCCACCAGCAGCACCACCACCGGCGGCGGCGGCACAGUCGUCAUCACCGCCACUAUCAACCCGACCACCAGCAGCGGCCGCCGAAGAACCGAUUAAGAAGCAACAGGAGCAGGCCCCGGCCGCCCAGCCACCAUCACAGCAACCUCCUGCGAACCCCUUCUCUAGAGGUUCGGCAUCAAAGUUGAACGGAACUGCACCAUCGUCACCGUUUGGUAUGCCGUCUCCGGCUUCGGAGCUGGCAGGCACACCCCGACCUACACAGUCUCCGUCUCCGUCCCCAUUCACCAACGGCACUGCUGCGGCAGCUGCACCGGCUAAGACUGCUCCAGAACCGGCUGCUGCCCCUGCAGCGACCACACCUGACCGGCACAUCGAGGUGCACAAGAACCUCAAGGCUCUGCGCAAGUUUGUUGCACAGCAGUCGAAGACCAAUCCUGCGCUGAAGAGCCGGAUGGGCGAUAUGCGCCGGGACAUUAGGAAGUCCUUUGGCCAGUUGACCAGCGGCGGCCUGCGUGAGAACCGUGUACCCGUUGCCCGCAUCAUCACGACGCUUACGGCAGGUUUGAAGGAAGUGCCGAGCGAGUUGAUGGACCCCAGCCAGUUUGUGCUGGAGCCGCGCACGCAGCCCGUUGAGGGCGCUCUCCAUAACGAACCGCAAUUGCCGUCCCUCUACCUGUACCUGCUCAAUGUGCUGUCCAAGGCUGCCAUUGCACAGUUUAUUAACGAGUCGGGCGCCGACCCGCGCACUGCUGAGGCCAUUGGCCAGGCUGUUGUCAAGGUCUACUCGGAGGCCGAAUUCCUCUGGCGCGGCAAGCCAAUGAUUGAUAUGCUCAUUGCCAAGUACCGCGUCGUUUGCCCGGUGCUCUUUGGCUUCCGCGGCAACGACAAGAUGGAGCGUGGACGGGCCCAGGUCGGCUGGCGCAAGGAGGACGGCCGCUGGAUCCCGGAGCAGUACCACAUUGACCGCAUGACGGGAUUGGGCGCCGGGUUCGCGGCGAUCACACUGCGUGAUUUCUCGCGUGUCAAGCGUGAGAGCCCUUGGCCGCCGACGGUCUACUGGACGGCUCUCGCGCAGAUCGUCAACACGCCGCCCGAGGAAAUGUCUGAGACGCAGUGCUACGUUCUCAAGGCCAUGAUUGCCGACAACGAGUCCAAGUUUUUGGGCUUCUAUGGAAACGCGGGUAUAGCGGCGCUCCGCAGUGCGUUGGUCGACUAUCCGGCACGCAUUCCCAAGGCGUCGGCUGCAAGCGAAACACUCAAGGUGCUGGCAAAGACGAUCAACGUAAAGACGGGAUUGGAUCUCGAGAACAUAUAG
Sporothrix brasiliensis 5110 is the source of this 1710-nucleotide messenger RNA. RefSeq lists its product as uncharacterized. Gene Ontology annotation, biological process: poly(A)+ mRNA export from nucleus; regulation of translational initiation; regulation of translational termination. Gene Ontology annotation, molecular function: phospholipid binding; inositol hexakisphosphate binding; translation initiation factor binding. Gene Ontology annotation, cellular component: cytoplasm; nuclear pore cytoplasmic filaments; nuclear pore. NCBI's taxonomy places the organism in Eukaryota, Fungi, Ascomycota, Sordariomycetes, Ophiostomatales, Ophiostomataceae. The record is from RefSeq and is a predicted model, not a curated record. Bases 1 to 1710 code for a protein of 569 amino acids. The transcript has a single exon.